CCCCCCCGCCCCGGGAGCGGCCUCAGCGGCGGCGGCGACGACGGCGGGAGGGCCCGGGGGCCGCUCCGGGCCGGGCCGCUCCGGGCCACCCAUGGAGCCUCUCGGAGGUUGAUGCCCAGGAGCCGAUCGGGUGCCGCUGACCCCUCUGGCCUUGGCUAUGGACAUCGUCCUGUCCGACUUUGUUCGCUCAACGGGGGCAGAGCCAGGGCUGGCCAGAGACCUCCUUGAAGGCAAGAACUGGGACCUGAGCGCGGCGCUGAGCGACUUCGAGCAGCUGCGGCAGGUGCACGCCGGGAACCUCCCGCACUCCUUCAACGAGGGCCGGGGCUCGCGGCCCCCCGAGAGGGAGCUGGCACGGCCAGGGAGGCCCCCCCUGCAGCGGCAGGAUGACCUCGUGCAAGAGAAGCGCCUGUCCCGGGGCAUCUCCCAUGCCAGCUCCACCAUCGUGUCCCUGGCCCGUUCGCACGUCUCCAGCAAUGGCAGCAGCAGCGAGCACCUGCUGGAGAUGCCCAUCUGCACCUUCCAGCUGCCCGACCUCACCGUGUACUCCGAGGAUUUCCGCAGCUUCAUCGAGCGGGAUCUCAUCGAGCAGUCCAUGCUGGUGGCACUGGAGCAGGCUGGACGUCUCAACUGGUGGGUGACGGUGGAUCCGAGCUGCCAGCGCCUGCUGCCCCUGGCCACCACUGGUGAUGGGAAUUGCCUGCUCCACGCUGCCUCCCUGGGAAUGUGGGGCUUCCAUGACCGGGAUCUGAUGCUCAGGAAAUCCCUGCACACCCUGAUGGACAAGGGAGCGGAGCGGGAGGCGCUGAGGCGCAGAUGGCGCUGGCAGCAGACCCAGCAGAACAAGGAGUCUGGCCUGGUUUACACGGAGGAGGAGUGGCAGAAGGAGUGGAACGAGCUGAUCAAGCUGGCAUCGAGCGAGCCCCGCGUGCACUACGGCACCAACGGCGGCGGCUGCGGCGGGGUGGAGAGCUCAGAGGAGCCAGUGUACGAGAGCCUGGAGGAGUUCCACGUCUUUGUCCUGGCCCACGUGCUGAAGAGACCCAUCGUGGUGGUGGCAGACACGAUGCUGAGGGACUCAGGUGGUGAAGCAUUUGCCCCAAUUCCCUUUGGAGGGAUCUAUCUGCCCCUGGAAGUCCCAGCCACCAAAUGCCACCGGUCUCCACUGGUCCUGGCUUAUGACCAAGCUCAUUUUUCUGCCCUGGUCUCCAUGGAGCAGAAGGAAAACACAAAAGAUCAAGCUGUGAUCCCCCUGACAGACUCUGAGCACAAACUGCUCCCCGUGCACUUCGCCGUGGACCCCGGCAAGGAGUGGCAGUGGGGGAAGGAUGACAGUGACAAUGUCAAGCUGGCCAGCGUGACCCUGUCACUGGAAGCCAAACUGCACCUGCUGCACAGCUACAUGAAUGUCAGAUGGAUCACGUUGCCUUGUGACAUGCAGGCGCCCCUGGCUCAGCCAGAAUCCCCCACGGCCUCGGCGGGCGACGACGCUCGCUCGGCAGUGGAGUCGGGCGAGUCGGACAAGGAGUCGGUGUGCAGCAGCUCUGCCAGCAACGGGGGCACCAGGGCAGCCAAGGACAGGGAGAAACCAAAGAAAGAGAGGGAAAAGGAGAAGGAAAAGGAUAAAAAAAGAGCAGACUCGGUAGCCAACAAGCUGGGGAGCUUCGGGAAGACUCUGGGCAGCAAACUAAAAAAGAACAUGGGGGGGCUGAUGCACAGCAAAGGCGUCAAGGGCGGCGUGAGCAAUGGGCAGGGAGACACCCUGGAGAAGAAGAAGAAAGGAUCCCUGAAGGCACGGAAAGACAGCAAAGAGGAAUGUUCCCCUGGAGAUUUGGCUCCUGCAGAGAAGCCUUGUGCAGGUAAAGCAGCCCUGGAGAAGCCCUCGGAUCCCUCCAAGUACAGCAGCGACGUGCGGCUGAGCCUGAGCAUCCUGCGCGCCGCCAUGCAGGGCGAGCGCAAGUUCAUCUUCGCCAGCCACCUCAAAACCAGCACCCGGCACCAGUUCCAGGAGGAGAUGAUCCAGAGGUACCUCCUGGACGCUGAGGAGCGGUUCCUGGCAGAGCAGAGGCAGAAGGAGGCCGAGAAGAAGGCGCUGGGCAGCGCUGCCCCGGCCAAGAGGCCGGAAGGGGAGGUGGGCGCCCAGCGGAGCGAGGAGGCGAUGCCGAGCCCCGUGUUCUGCCAGCCACCCCCCAGCUACCCCCCCCAGCCCCUGGAGCCGGCCGUGGGUGCUAAAAUCGCUGCUUUUCCAGCCGGCUAUUCCGGCGUUUUCACCUUCCCCAGGCCCUCUAUGGGCAGCGCCGAGGGGCUGCACCCACCCGCGUGCCCCGAGGGCCGGCGGCAGCUGGCGGGGGGGCCCUGUGGGAGCCUCCCCCCCUAUGCCACCCUGCCCCGGCACCACCAGGGCCGGCUCGGCCCCUGCCCCCCCGGCCCUGCCCACCUGGGCCGCUUCUCCCCCACGGACAUGGAGACCCAGGCUCCCUUCCCCUCGGAGUGCCAGGGCUCCGGCUGCCUCCUCCCGCCGCACAGCAACGGCUGCCGGGAGCUCCUGGAGCAGGACAAGGGAGGAACAGUGGAUAAAAUGAGAAGCCAAGGCCUCUACAACAUCCAGCAGACCAAGUGCAAACAGCCCAACUGCAGCUUUUAUGGACACCCAGAGACUGGGAAUUUCUGUUCCUGCUGUUACAAGGAGGAGCUGCGGCGCAGGGAGAGGGAGGCGCUGGUGCACAGGUUCUGAGGCUCCCCCUGUGCAGAUCCGGACCCCUGGCACGUGGGGAAUGCAAUAACAGAGAUCCAGUUUGGUUUUUACACCCACCCACGCUCCUCUCCCACUCUGCAGGAGGUGGGAGCAGGCGUUGGGCCUGCUGGGGUGGGCUGGGAGUGUGGCAAGGGGC
Molecule: messenger RNA, 2891 nt
Organism: Camarhynchus parvulus
Lineage: Eukaryota; Metazoa; Chordata; Aves; Passeriformes; Thraupidae
Gene: OTUD7B
Product: OTU deubiquitinase 7B
Exons: 12
Coding region: 158-2734 (858 amino acids)
Biological process (GO): protein K11-linked deubiquitination; protein K63-linked deubiquitination; protein deubiquitination involved in ubiquitin-dependent protein catabolic process
Cellular component (GO): nucleus; cytoplasm
Molecular function (GO): K63-linked polyubiquitin modification-dependent protein binding; cysteine-type deubiquitinase activity; zinc ion binding
Source: RefSeq, a predicted model, not a curated record